Leptopilina boulardi is the source of this 1299-nucleotide messenger RNA. RefSeq lists its product as uncharacterized. Lineage: Eukaryota; Metazoa; Arthropoda; Insecta; Hymenoptera; Figitidae. The record is from RefSeq and is a predicted model, not a curated record. The transcript has 2 exons. The coding region runs from base 105 to 1085 and encodes 326 amino acids.
AUUUAUAUACUAUUUUUGGUAUUUUCCAAACAAAGUCACCAUAACCUAAAUUUAUCCACGUGAAUAUGUAAUAAAUAUUUUAUAUUAAUAACUGAUUUUUAAUCAUGGAUUUAUCAUGUGUAAAUACAAAAAUAAGAAAGAAUAGAAACGAAAUUGAAAAUUCCGACAAUGUGAAGAAAUGUUCUCAAAGUAAAGGUGCGACUUGUUCUAAUCAUAAAGUCUCUAAAAGAUAUUCAAUUUAUUUGAAUGAUGAAAGGAAUAUUCCCGAAUCUAUUGUCGAGAAAUUAAAACUUUUAGAGGAUACCAUAAAUCAAGAGAUAAGAAAUGAUGAAGGCGUGCGUAAUCAUUUGGAACAUUUGUUUCCAAUUAAUUUAAAAAUCAGUGAUAAUGGAGUAAUGAAACUUUGUCCAACAAAGAGGAUUUAUUCAAAAGAAUCUAAUAAAAUGGAAACAAAUAAGUCAAUUGUCGAAAAUAAACGUCCAUCAUUUUUCGAAAUUUUUUAUCAUUCUGAAGAAAAUGUGAAUUCUGUCGUUGAAAAUGAUGUAUAUGUAAGAUAUUCAGUUGGUCAAAUUACAGUAAAAGAUAAAAAUAAAGAAACUUCAUUAAAUAAUUUACAAUGUAGAGAAUUGGAAGUAAUAAGGGAAGAAAAUUUUGAAGGAGAUGAAGAAAUUUUACUAAAUGAUUUACAAAUUAGAGAAAUAGAAGAAGUGCAAAAAGAUUUAAAAACUGUUGAAUCUAAAGAAAAUGAAAUUUCAAUAAAUGAUUUACAAUUUAUUGAAAUAGAAGAAAUGGAAAAAAAUUUUCAAACUGAGAAGAAUGAAGAAAUUUUAAACAAAGAUUUGCAAUUUAUAAGAGUGGAAAAAAAUUUAGAAACUGUCGACUCAAAAGAAAAUGAAUUUUCAAUUAAUGAUUUACAAUUAAGAGAAAUAGGAGAAAAUUUUUCUUCUGAAGAUGAAUCUAGUACAACAAAUUUAGGAAAUAUAACGAUGAUAUCCAAUUUAAAUAAAAAAGUUUUCAAUAUUCCCAUUAAUAACAUAUCAACAGUGGAAAUAACUAUAAAAACGAAAUAUAAAAAUAAAAAAUGAAGCAAAUUUUUAAAAAAUAAAUCUAAAAUAUUAACGGAAUUUUUCUGAUUUAUAUUCCUUCACUUUCUCUAUGUCUGCUGACUAGGCAAUUACUUUUAUUCUAUUCCAUGAAGACUAUAAACUAGUCUUUUUGUUCUAUUCCAUGUAUAUAUUUAUAAUAUAUAUUCGCUUAUUUAUAUUUAUAAAAAUGAAAACAACAAUUAUUAUAAACAUU